AGAAGAUAGAGCCCUCGUCCUCAGCAUCAGUGUGAUGUGAGACUUCGCGCGCUGAGCAUCUCGCAGUGUCACCCAAAGUUAGUUAGGAACCUGUGCAGGGCCUGCAGAUCACCUUCAGAUGGACCCCAGCCGCAGGAGACAGUGCGGUCCGCAGCCGAGUGCUGGUCCCGUGCAGGCAUUGCCACAUGAAUCAUAUUUCAAAACAUUCAUCUCGCACUCCUAUUAAUAACACAACGAAAUAGUAUUUUUGGUGUUGCUCGUUCGGAUGAGAAACAAUCAGUCUGCGUGGUUCAGUGUUUAAUACUAAGUAAAUAGUGGACUUGUCUAUGUAAAUUGCGUGUGAUUACGGGGCAGGUGUCAAAUUAACACCUGAUUGUAUCAGUGCGAGUGCCAGUGAUACGAGAUAGGGAACAGUGACGGAGGUCCUCUGUAUGAAAUUAUCGAGUUAAUUUAUCAAGAAAAUUUCCCAUUGGAUACACACGUCGAAAUUGUAAUCAAGCGUAAGACAUAAUGAGGUGAUAAAAGUUGUCGAGUGGCAGCAGCGAGACAUUAGAAGGACACCUUUCCAGCACUGCGAAUUUUACCUGUGAAAAUUUGUGGCAAGCAGCAUGAUAUUGAAUACGAGUUUGGAGGGAAAUUAGGUGUGUCGGUGAGAGAAUUGCGAUAGAGGGAUAUAGAUUUUUCUCCACAAACCCGCGCGUUCAAUAUAGAUAUUCAACAGUCACUGAAGAGGAACAAAUGGCAAUGAGAGUGUCACCUGUGCAGUGUCGUCGAAACCUCUAGCAAAAAUGUACGCUUUGGCCCUUGUAAGGGCCCUCAUCUUGGCCCAUCUCUUCACAAUUGUAGCACCAGCAGGAGAAGCUGACUACACGCUGGAUGAUUCUUUCUGGAAUGAGGAGAGUCCUGUUGGUGAGGUGGAACGACUACUGAAGGAGUACCGCCAAAACCAAGAGCUCGUGGGACGAAUUGGGAGCCACUACUACCAAAUUAUCUAUCCGGUUCAGCUUCGCCACCAUGAGAAGAUGGGCAUCUCGACGCGAGAAGUGGGCGCCUCAAAGGUACGAAAUCGUUUACGAAAACGUGAUAGUGUAAAUACGUUCCCACAGCGAGGUGGUACCGGAAGUGGAAGCGGCGGUAGUGGCUAUGACGGCACAUACCAAGGGGGCCGUGGAAGAUCAAGGACUGGCAAGCACUUCCACCGGACAUCGCUGCUGAUUAAAGCAUUCAAUCACAAAUUCCGUCUGGAUUUAGAGCUAAACACGCAACUUUUGGCGCCAAAUAUGAUGCAGAAGCACUAUCUACCCACAGGAUAUCCCCAGGACUCACAUAGGGAAAUUGAGCACUGCUACUAUCAUGGAACUGUGAAGGAUUAUCCAGGUGCCAGUGCAGCCUUUCACACCUGCAACGGUGUCUCCGGAGUCAUUCACGUGGGCAACGAAACGUUUGUUAUUCACCCUUUCUACGGUGGCGAUCUAUCGCAGAAGCACCCGCAUAUAAUUUUCGAGGCUCGCACUAAGGCAAACAAAGGCUGUGCCAAUUCCGGCAAUCUGGAGUGGCGAAUGCCACGUCCCAGGAAACCAUCCCAUGGCUCAGGUCUGGUAGAGGCGCCGGAUCCCAACGGGGCGGGCCGCUAUCGCAGAGACGUCCGGGAGGCCACAAAGUACAUUGAGACGGCACUCAUUAUCGACAAGGCGAUGUUCGAGAAGAGAAAUGGCAGUACAAGAGCCGAGGUGGUUCACGAUGCCAUUCAAGUUGCCAACAUUGCAGAUUUGUACUUUCGCACACUCAACACCAGAGUCUCAGUGGUGUACAUAGAAACAUGGCAGCAGUCGAAUAAGGCGCAAAUCGAUGGGGGAAAGGACAUAAGUAGGGCAAUUUCCAAUUUUAACGAUUAUACGUCUAGGAAUUUAUUUAAAAUUGACAAAGAUACAACGCAACUUUUAACGGGUGAAACGUUUGCGGGCGGCGAGGCGGGCAUGUCGGUUCCGGAGACUGUGUGCACCCCAAAGGCUGUGGGAAUCAGUGUGGACAUCAACGUGUACGAGCCUCAUCUGCUGGCGGGCACAAUGGCCCAUAUGAUCGGCCACAACAUCGGCAUGGGACAUGAUGAUGGACGCGAAGAGUGUUACUGCCGCGACUGGCACGGCUGUAUAAUGGCGCAGUCAAUUGUGGGCUCAGACAAUGUCCAACCGUACAAAUUCAGCGAGUGCAGCCGCUCAGACUACAUCGAUGCACUGCGGAUUGGUCAUGGCCUGUGUUUGCUCAACAAACCCAAUGAGCUCGAGGUGAGGCGCAACUGUGGCAAUAGGAUUGUCGAGGAAGGCGAAGAGUGCGACUGUGGAUCGUUUGAGGAAUGCGACGAGAAGGACCCCUGCUGUGAUCCCAUCACGUGCAAGCUCAAGAAGGAAGCUGAGUGUGCAAGCGGUCCAUGUUGCGACCAUUGCCAGCUAAGGAAACAGGGACAAAUCUGUCGCGACUCUACGAACGAGUGCGAUCUGCCGGAAUUCUGUACUGGGGACAGUGGCUUGUGUCCUCAGGAUGUGUUCAUAAAAAACGGCAAUCCAUGUGGCGGAUCUGAGCAUCUCGCAACUCCACACACGGGGUACUGCUUCAACGGCCAGUGUCCCACGAUGGCAUUCCAAUGUGAGAAGAUUUGGGGAUACGGCGGCACAGCGGCGGAUCGCCAGUGCUAUGAGCAAUUCAACAGAAAGGGUACAAUGAACGGCCACUGUGGCAUCGAUGCCAAUGGGGAGUUUAAGAAGUGUGAGCCGGAAAACAUUCUCUGCGGCUCUCUGCAAUGCAAAGAGGGUGAGAGACAGCCUAUCAUCUUCGGUACUGACGAUCUCUACUCCACAACAAUCAUUUCCAUCAAGGGUGUCGAAUAUGAGUGCAAGGGAACCAGUGGUACGCUUAUGUCUUCCGAUUUACCACCGCAUGGACUUGUGAGGGACGGAACACCCUGUGGAGACAAUUUGAUCUGCGUGAAUCAAACAUGUGUCAGUAUCUUCCCUCAUAUUGAUCAAACCAAGUGUCCCUCGAAUCAGAACAAUCACGAAUGUUCCGGACAUGGGGUUUGUACAAAUACCAAUAAGUGCUUUUGUGAUUUCGGUUGGGGUGGGCCCGACUGUUCAAUAUCGAUUCCAUUGACGACUUUAGCGCCCACCCCAGUGCCGCCACCCUCCAACAGUACACUCAAAAUGGAGCGGAAAAUUGUGACUUACGAGAACUACCAUGGUUCCAAUACUGUGUUUUUAGUCGGUAUACUUAUGUCAAUAGUUGGGUUCGUUUUUGUUACAUUCACCCUCAUGGCAUUGUGCUACAGGUCAGUUGUAGUACACGAAAACUUCUCCUUGUGUCUGAGGAAGACCACGCGACUCAAGUAUGACCCCCCUUAUGUUAAAAAGCCUAUUGCUAAGACUUACGGAGGCGCCGCCACUGCCAAUCAUCAUUCGGUAGAGGAAGUUUCGCUGGAUGGAUCAAAUAAGCUAAUAACAUAUGGGAAUCAGGCAACAUUUAGGGAGCACAAGAUGCAACUGAGAAGAGCUGCAGGGUCAGUUGGAGAGGAGGAUGCUGCACAUGCGGAGAAAAGUGGCAUCCUCAAGAAGCAUCCGUACGGCUUCAUCAUUGCGGAUGGAGGCGCCGGGGCGAAGGACAAGUGGGUGGAGGACGGUCAAUCGGACAACAUGGAGCUGAUGGCGACGCAGUCGGAGGGCGUCGUGGGGCCCCAAGUGGUCGGGGUGCCGCAGGGCGGCGUGGCGGCGUCCGAAGUGGAGCGCACUCUCAAGAGCUUGAACGGCUAUCACGAGGACAUCCUGGAGGCACUGCGGAAUGCCGCCUCGCAUCGAGGCACCGGUGCCGGAAACACGCCCUCGGGCAGCGGAAGCAUCAGCGAGGAGCUGCUGAGGAAGACGCUCCAAGAGUGCAACACGGCCACGCUGGGCUAUUCAGAGUACAAGCGCGGCAGCGGUUCUAAAGCUUCCUCCAAGGAGAACAUCUGUGACGGCAUUCAGCCCCAUCCGGUGAUGGUGGAGCCCAGCCAGUCCGGCACAAUGCUACAUCACCACAGGGGCCCGCUGGGCCCCGAGAUGGAGGACGACGGCGGCCCGUCAGUGGGCCCACUGCGGAUUCGCAAUCUCGAGGAUUUGAUUAGGCAACUGGAGCAUCACUCGUCGCGCCACAUGAGUCCCAGUGGCUCGGAGGACAUUCGGAUGUCGGAAACAGAAGCGGAUCGUCACUAUCGUCUGGACAGCUCGGCGGCCUGUAGUGAAUCAUCUCAAGGAUCCACCCAGCAACUGGCGCAGCAACAGAAAACCGCUACAAUUCUGCCCUCGUAUAGCAGCCGCUGCCGCCCGCGGUCCGACGAUGAGAGCCGCUUCGUGUACGGCCGCUAUCGGCAUCCGCCGCAGCCCAACCGCCAUCCCGCCCACCAGGCUCACUCGCCGCACUCUUUCACGCACCACACGCACCACGGCCACGCUCACGGGCACGGCUCGCACGGUGCGCACUCGUCGCACCAUUCCUCGCACACGCACCUGCAUCAGGACGAGGAGGGCAUCUACGAGUCGGCGGACAGGAACGUGGUGGACAAUCGAGUGGACAGGGACACGCCCGAUAGUGAGAGUGAUGACUUUAUUCAAGCUCAACAACAGUUAGCCCGGUGGGCGAGUGAGGAUGUCGUUUCCGUGGUGGUACUGGACCCCGGUACGGAUUCAACCGGCAUCGGGCCCUCCUCAACGGCUACCAUCCACGGCGAGCAACCAUCACUGGGGACGAGUGGGCUCAGCAUCGGCGCGAGGGACUACUACCCCUCACCCCCGUCCACGGAGACAGAGAGCAGUGGCAGUGUCAUCCAGCCUACGCAGAGACUCUCUCAGACUGCGGCCCAGCAACGAGUCGGACACUUAGUCGACGGCCAAGGCGACAUCAACGGCCAACCAAUGGAGAAUACAGGACGAUAUCCCGAGUAUAAGCACUGAUAAUGACUAAGGGGGCCGCACAUCCCCUCCAUGUGAUUUUCGAUGUGUGUAUAAACUGGUAGUUAUUUGUUAAGGGCAUUUUUAGGCGAUACAGAGGAGAACAUCGGCGAUCGCGCAAACAUGGUUCUAAAGAAAUCAUCAUAAUAUAGGCUAGGACUACGUGAAACCACAUCAAUACAGAAAUACAUUAACACACCCGUACAUAAAUAUUUAUUAGUGUCGAAGGAAAUAUACUGAAUACACCAAUCCGGAAAUGGAAUUGCGGAGCGUUGCGGCGAUGUCUGUCCCUUGAACUUGUCUCUAUUUUGUGACACUUUUGGAAACAAAACACUUUAAUAGUCUCUAAACUAAACAUAUCACGAAGGCAUAAUUUAACUUACUUUGCAUUUCAGCCACCUAAAGAUUUCAGAGUUUGUUUACUAGACAAGUUAGUGACUUCUUCUCGAAUCUGUACACGUCAGAGGACACGAAUAUCGCCACAAAAGCUUCACAAGCGAGCAUACAAGCGACAUACUACAAGUAAUAAAUAAAAAAUUGUCAUAUGAGAACAGCAGAAAUAGUAAUCGAAAGUAAAAUUAUGAGGAAAAUGGAAAAUACGUAUAGUAUAUAUUUUAUUUUGAAAUGAAUGAAAUGUCAAGUCAAUUUUAUAUUAAAAUAUGAAAAUUAUUGAUGAUAGUGAAGUGAGAAAAAGAAAUAUGUAGUGAGCCGAGAAAAAUAUGUAAAUGUACUAUUGAUAAAUACAGAGAACAACAAACAACCCAUUGUAUUUGCGAUGGGAGAACGGAUUCUAAAUAACGCAUAAAAUUAUAAAAAAAAAUUUAUGUAGAGUAUAGGAUUAACGUGAGUCGCAGAACAAAUCAUGUCAUUAUAAAGUAUUGAAGGUGGCAAAACUGAGGAUAUGAUAAAAGUAUAGAGAAAUAUAUACGCAUUAAAGAAUAUGAUCGUGUUAUGUUGAGAAUUUAUUAAAUUUAUUCAUCGACAAUUUCGACAGGACAAACACAACAGCAAGAGGCAUAGGUAAAAGUCCAGAAAGUGAGUAAUUUUUCAUUCUCAAGCAUAGGAACUGAAAAGAGGCUUGCAGCAACAUCUUUGCUCAAAUUCAAUACAGAAAAUAGUCGAUCGUGUACGAUUUAAGGAAAAUAAACAAUGUGGACAAUGUGUUAAAGAAGGAUAUAUUUAAGGUGGUAAUGGAAACCAAAAAAACGUAAUUCUAAAAAAAAUAAACAUAAUAGUUGCUGUAUAUAAAUAAAAUGAAAAAAAAUACUGAUAUUGAGCGUAUUUUAUAAGAAUUAUAUAAUCAAUUACACGUUACUGAAGAGUGGAAGAACAUGAUGAUGAAUUAUUUGUAUUAAAUUAGAUACUAUAUGAAAUUGAAAUAAUAUCGAAAGUCUGUACAUAGUAGUGAGAUAUUGAAGAUAAAAUGUUCCGAAUCGCCGUUGACAGUGUUACUUUUAUUAUAAGAGGAUUUAUUAAGCAAAUGAUCUAUUAAGUUAAAUCCGUGUUUUAUAAAUUCAUUCAACACUUAGGAAUCGUGAGUGUUCUUAUUUUCGAAAGGAGAAGCUUUGGAAGAGUCACCCAGAAGGCAUUCGUGAAUAAAAUUUUCCAUGAGUAUUAACACGAUUAACACUAAUUACAUAAAAUGGCUAUGAAACUACAUUCCAGAUAAGCGCGUGCAGCAACUGUCAAAUGUGAGAUCUGUCCCCGCAAAUUUAUUGAUAACAGUAUGUAAAAAAAAUGAGAAAGUAAUAAUAUAACGAAAGUAUUCAAUGUUGAAAAAUCACUUGCACGUUCCCAGAACUCAAAAAAAAACACACCCAUACAUCACUUGACUAAAACUUUACACUUGAAGGAAUACAUUUUAUUUAAAUGUCUGAUAACAUUCAUCAUGUAAAUAGUCAACAUCAAAAACGAUUCGCAGUAAUAACUUAUGUAGUACUUGUCUAUACAGAGGAAAACCACAUUGAGAAAAAAUAUUGACAGCGUAACUUUGAGUAAUAAAAAGAGGUAUUGCAUAGUGUAAAUAUUAGAACAAUACUUAAAAUAAUUGGAUGAUAUGAAUGUAUAGUGACUCGGUUUCUAUUUAUUCAUACAAAAAAAUGAGAAUCUAGCAAAUAGAUAUUUACAAAAAUGACUAAUUGAAAAGAAUCCGCUGUAAACCUGAACGACAGCAUUGAGAACCGAGAGAAAUUUGCAUCUAAGAAAAUAAUGGCAAUGAAGCGAAAAGCGAAAGUAAUAUUUCGUGUAAAAUCAAAUUGACGCAAAAUCAAAUAUAAAAGUAAAAAAAUGGUGUGUAAAAAGUAUUUCACAAUAAAACAUAAAUAUGAAAUUGAGCUUACAAUUCAAUAAUAAAUUAAUUGCCAGGAAACCAAGCAAAUAUAGAAACUUGAUUAUUUAUCAAAUGCCAUAAUAUUAUUUAUUUCAAUUAGGCCAUUAAAGCACGCAAAUUUAAGUAACUUCUAUAUUUUAUUUUGUAAUAAUGUGCCAAAGGCAAUAAUUAAUUUAAAAAUGACACGUAAAAUAAGGAAUUACCACACAUUGCUUAUAGUUUCUUUUAAAAUACUCAAUUGGAACAUAAUUGCACACCAGGAUUUUCCACUAACCCACAUUCUAACUCACUCGAUAAAUGCGGAAAAAUAUUAUUGCAAAAUUAAGUGAAUAACAAUAGAAAUUGUUCAACAACACAGAGAAUGGGAAUGCAAAAAGAGAAAGUGAAUCAUAUAGGAAUGAUUAGAAAACUAAACAUAAGGAAAAUAAGAAGUAGGUUAAAGGAAACGGUAAUGAAAACAGAAUUAAAUUUAUAUCGUUUUGAUUCAGAUGAGUGUUUUAUAAAAAUGAUGAAAAAGACAAAAAUUUAGUAAAUUUUCAUAAUCGAGUAUCGAAUUAUGUAUAUAUAAAGAAAAGGAACAGAAAUACUAAUGUAUUAAUAAAAAAUGCAAUUUAGAA
Messenger RNA from Phlebotomus argentipes, 7919 nucleotides. RefSeq names its product disintegrin and metalloproteinase domain-containing protein unc-71 (gene mmd). Gene Ontology annotation, molecular function: metalloendopeptidase activity. Gene Ontology annotation, biological process: membrane protein ectodomain proteolysis. The transcript has 23 exons. The record is from RefSeq and is a predicted model, not a curated record. Lineage: Eukaryota; Metazoa; Arthropoda; Insecta; Diptera; Psychodidae. Bases 789 to 4976 code for a protein of 1395 amino acids.